Vigna umbellata (rice bean) is the source of this 809-nucleotide messenger RNA. Lineage: Eukaryota; Viridiplantae; Streptophyta; Magnoliopsida; Fabales; Fabaceae. The record is from RefSeq and is a predicted model, not a curated record.
AAGGAAGAAAGAAAAACGUGGAUAGAAAACUGCAGAUGAUUUGUCACCGUUCUUCUUUCAUGUUCCAGUUAUUGGCUAUAAAUUUCCACAUAAAGCCGCUUACAUCACCUGACUUCAAGUGCAGGAAAUUUCAAUUGGAAAAACAAGAAGUAAAAUAACAUAAAAUCAAACGGAGAUGCUAAUUCUUGCAAGAAAUCAAUAGAGGUACCACAUUUUGUCUCUAUCUAAUUAUCUUUUUGCUGUUUCGGCCACAAGAAUCAACCUUUCAUUGUCAUAACUUGAGUUUUAUUAAUCUCGUGUGGCCUUUGUAGAACACGAAAAAGAAGGCAAAUUUUCUGGUCAUUGCAGGCAUCUGACUGCCCCGAACGCUUCCAAAAACAAAUACCAUAAUGUAACUGAAUUAUGGUAUUAUGGUAAUCCUCAUAGUUCUCUGAAAAUGACAUCCAAAAGCAGUGGCAUGGAUGAUUUUCCUAAGGGCUUGUGUGGGUGGAGUUGGAAGGAGAACAAGUUGUUUGAGCUGGCUUUGGCCGUGGUAGAUGAGAACCACCCAGAACGGUGGGAGAUUGUGGCAGCCAUGGUGGGAGGAGAAAAGAGUGCAGGGGAAGUUCAAGAACAAUAUGUAUUUCUUUUGGAGGAUUUAAAUCUCAUAGAAUCUGGAAAAUUGGACCAUGAACUGGGAGUGGGAGAACCUCACCCCUGUGUCCUAGUUAACUCAAUUGAGUCCUUGUGCUUGUCUGAUAGAGAUAGCAGCAUGUAAGUCCCUUCUUUUUCCUCUUCAAUAAAAUCAUUUUCUUCCUUUCUCCUUGUUA